Molecule: messenger RNA, 2709 nt
Organism: Lutzomyia longipalpis
Lineage: Eukaryota; Metazoa; Arthropoda; Insecta; Diptera; Psychodidae
Product: beta-1,3-galactosyltransferase 5-like
Exons: 1
Coding region: 25-1146 (373 amino acids)
Cellular component (GO): membrane
Molecular function (GO): hexosyltransferase activity
Source: RefSeq, a predicted model, not a curated record
GAUGUGAAUGUAACCUCGGGAAAAAUGCCACCAAGAGUGAAUUUCAUUUUUAUUUCCUGUAUCCUGGUGUUUUUAGUCCUGCUGUACUUUCUCGUGUCUAAUUUAAAUGGAAACGCCAUCCCACGACCCAAGAUCUCCUACAGACACCUCGUGCAUUCCAUAGAAACUGAUCGUCUUGUGGAUCUUGUGUCCUCCACUCUGUCAUACCGUCUGAGUCCAGGAAAUAUCUGCCAUGAUGAGUCAUUUGAUCAUUUGGGCAUUAUUCUCAUCUCUUCCUACGUGACACACGAUGAUCUUCGUUCAGCACAUCGUAGAGCACUCCCGCAGGAAGAUUUGAAGUCUCUCGGAUUAGUCAGAUUCUUCCUACUAGCUGAAAUACCCGUCCAGGAAACAACCAUCACACAACUUGCCAUUGAAGGGGAGAACAAACGCUUCGGAGACAUCAUUCAGGGAAACUUCAUCGAUGCCUAUCGCAAUCUUACCUACAAACACAUCAUGGGACUCAAGUGGGCAACCCUCAACUGCUCACGGACAAACUUCAUUGUGAAGAUGGACGAUGACACAGUGUAUGAUGCCUAUCGCUUGAGGAAUCUACUGCAGGAAUUUAGAUUAACUCAUGACGAUGGGGAACUCCUACUCUCGGGAUAUGUUCAGAAUAAUCAGAAACCAAUUAGAAUGAAACCCAGCAAGUGGUUUGUGAGUCAUCGGGAAUUCCGCGAUGCCAUUUAUCCGCCCUACCUCUCGGGAUGGCUGUACGUUACAAAUCAGCGAACUGCUCAGGAUUUGGUGAUUGCUUCUCAGGAAACUCCAUUCUUUUGGAUUGAUGACAUCUUCGUGACGGGCAUCUUAGCCAAGAAACUCUCUAUUCCACUUGAUCGACGAAAUGCUCUCUACUCAGCCAAUGGAGAUUUCCUCGAAUGUUGCAUCAGGGAGGCUGCAAAACAUAACUUCAAAUGUCCCUAUAUGGCUGGUCCAAAUGGGGGAGAUUCCGAACUCAUUCUGAGAUUCACAACAGGGGUAGCCAAGUGUAGAAAGUGCAAAGAGAGAAAGCGCACUGACCCAAAACUCAAUGAAACCUGUGUGGGUGUUUAUAAGCCCCCUUCCGGGCAUCGAGGAGCCCCAGUUGUAAAAGAACUUCAUCUGUGAUCUACAAACUUUUACUUAAAACAAGAGUAUUUUCAAACUUUUUGAUCUCUACCAAGUGGCAAAAAACUUAUGGUGUAGGACAGCAAACUUUAUGGUGAAGAUUGUGCCUUUUCUAUAGUUGUAUAUUUUGUAUUAUAGUCAGCCGCCGAGGGAAUCACUCAUCCUACUGUUGCAUCACACGUUACGAUACCAGUUAAAUAUUCCUCGGCGAUAAACUUAAUUGUAACGUCCAUGAGAAUCCUUGAUGAUCCAAAAGGAAUCAAUGAUAGCACCAUUUUGAUCAUCAGAAACUUGUUCAAAGUACAGGUGCGUUCCAUUGUGUGCUUUAAGUCGCGUAUACCCAUAAUCUCGGCUAUGGAAGGCACUCCAUUCCGGUGGAGUUUCCUCAAAUGGUUCUCUGCCUUCCUUGCAGCCAGCAGAUCCGGUUACCAAGUGUACAGGAGCCUUGGGAUUUGUAUACGGUGCUUCGGUGGAUCCAUUGAGAACACGAUAGUUGUAGAUUGGCCAGAGGCGCUCAUACGAAUGCUCAUGAGCCCACAACUCCACAUCAACACCAUGGCGAUAGAAUAAAUCUUCCAAACCGAAGAAAUGUGUAAAAGGCAGCCCAACUCUAACGAGAGUUUCAUUGUGCGUGCAAUCAUCUGAAUUACCAUUGCUGCAAUACAUUGGUCUGUGUCCGUAUGUAAUGAUCCAGGGACGUUUUUGACGAUUCUCUGGCUUAUUGGCUUCCGUAAGAUCCCUAUCCAGCCAUUCGUACUGCAUCACGAGACUCUUGAUGCCGUAAUUCAUAAAAUAGUAUACUUCCGUUGAGAAUCCAAUGAAAUGAACGGGCCCGAGAUUGAAACUAUACAUGAGAUUCUCCGUGCCACCAGGCAUACUAAAUCGUGCACGAUAGUUGGAGAAAUUGUAGCGUUCCUCGUGAUUUCCCGGACAAACCAUGUAUGGAGCAUAGGCUGCAAUGGAUUCAAUUUGAUUCAUAAAUUCAUCUCCAACUUUUCCGUCUUCCGAGUGCAUAUCGUACGCAAAGUCACCAACUGGAAAAGGUCAGAGAAUUAAUUGAGAAAUUUCCCAAAAAAAGAGAGAAAAUUGCAGACUUACCAUGAAUGAUGGCAUCAUACAUCUUUCGUUGAGUAUCAUCCUGUAGCCUGGCUAGAGAUUGAGCAUUCUCAUUGCCCAUAUCUCCAAAGAGAACAAGUCUCGGUGACCAAUUCUCACCAUUGGGUGGUGUAAUGAACCAGAAUUCAGCUGACCAUCCCAGGCUCCCGCCACAGUGAUAGGAAUAUCGUGUUUCUGGCUUUAAUCCAGUCAAAGUCACCCUGUGGAUGAACUGAGACUUCUUCGCAGGUCCUCCAUCAACAAACUUCUCAUGCCGUCCCACAGCUCUCUGAUCUAGAGUCUCUCCAGCACCGUAUUCCACCACGGAUUCGCCUGCGUCAUCAAUCGUUGACCAAGUGACCACAAUAUCGGAUGUUGAUUCUUUGUGUGGAGGACAAGGACAAAAAAUUAUAAUAUUGAUUUGAAUUGUUUUUUUACCAAUAAACUUACCUCCAAAUGAUAAAUGGA